Drosophila persimilis is the source of this 1393-nucleotide messenger RNA. It is a transcript of the gene ATP6AP2, whose product is annotated as renin receptor. Lineage: Eukaryota; Metazoa; Arthropoda; Insecta; Diptera; Drosophilidae. Gene Ontology annotation, cellular component: external side of plasma membrane; membrane. Gene Ontology annotation, biological process: positive regulation of Wnt signaling pathway. Gene Ontology annotation, molecular function: signaling receptor activity. Bases 43 to 1005 code for a protein of 320 amino acids. The transcript is spliced from 3 exons. The record is from RefSeq and is a predicted model, not a curated record.
CGUUCGUCAUAUGAUUGAAAAAAGUCCAGCAAAAAACUGAAGAUGUUGCAGAAUUGCGUGAUAUUCUCACUGUUUAUUGCAGCCAUUCAUGCUGCGGGCGAGCUGACUGUGCUGAACAGCCCCAAGGCGAUCAGCUUCAAAGGCAACGAUGCGCUGGAUAGCCAAUAUGUGGGCGAUGUCAUGUACGCUUCCAUGGGCAACGCCGUCGCUGGCGACUCCAACUGGAACGGCAUGAUCAUCAACGAUCCCUUCGAGUUGGCCAAGGGCGUGAUCUGUGUGCACGUGCGGGGUAUCAGCCACGUUAUCGCUGCAGGUAAUGCAAAGACCUAUCAGCUCACCGAAUCCAACACCGAUGCUUCACUUAACGCCCUGGCUGCCGAGCUGGAGGCUACCAAGGAGCCCGUGUGCGACAUCAACUUCGGGCAGUUCGACGAGGGUGUGCAAGCGUUCAAGUCGUGCUUCGGUAACAUCAAAGUCACCCCCGCCAAGCCAACAAAGCACCUGAGCCCAGUUCUGCACAACGCCGACAAGCAGUUCCUCCAGGAGAUCGGCUACCUCGACGGCGCUGCCGAGAACCUGGCCGAUAUGACGAAGCCCGCAAAUGUGCUGAUUCUUCGCGUGUCGGUCGACGACAUUGCCAAGGCCCAUGGUGAGAAAUCGGUGGCUCUGGACGAGGCCAACAAGCUGCUCUCGGCCUCCAUUAGCCGACUGUUGGCCGCUUCCCAGAAAUCCAGCGAUUCUGUUCUCUUCGUCCUGACCACUGACAAGGACACAGGUGUCGGCCGCACCAAGCGUGAUACCUUGGCUGCCGACGCGUCGAACCCCUUCAAUUUGGCCACCUACUACAGCAGCGACUAUCCAGUCAUCUUCAACAUCAUUCUUUGGUUCAUGGUCGUCUUUGCCCUGUCUCUGCUGGCCAUUUGCUACGCCAUCGCCGCCAUGGAUCCCGGCAGGGACUCGAUCAUCUACCGGAUGACGUCCACCCGCAUCAAGAAGGACAACUAAGCGGAGUCCGAAGUGGAGCUUACAUUACCUUGUUUGUUAUUUCGUCCCUUUUUUGAGUUGCGUGAAGCCGACCCAAUUUCAACUCCAGUCAAAACUAGAUCAAAUUCAGCGGAGAAAUUGUGUGUGAGUGUGUGCAGUCGUUGCUGUUGGCUUUAGCUAUAAAUAAGUAUUACUUAUCAUUUUUGAAAUGCUGUUGCGGAUGAGCAACAAUUCCAUAGUAAUUUGUUAAAUCUUCCUUGUUUGUUGUACUUUUUAGGUUUAUAUAUAUAACAGAUAACAUACUCGCCAGUCAGGUCAGCCCUCUAUCAAACUAUUCAUCAAUAUGUAAAUUACCAAAAUUCAAAUGUUAAACAGUAAAGUUAAAUAUAUAUAGCCUAAAAAGACAAGA